Messenger RNA from Oikopleura dioica, 327 nucleotides. NCBI's taxonomy places the organism in Eukaryota, Metazoa, Chordata, Appendicularia, Copelata, Oikopleuridae. The record is from the annotation of a GenBank genome assembly.
AUGAAAUCGGAAAAGAACUCAUACCUAAGAGGUGAUCUUGCUUACACCUCACGAUCUGGUUCCAACUUGUUUUAUUACAUAGCAAUCAUUGAAAACUCACUGCUCCGGUUUAUUUGGAUACCGCAGUUUUUACUUAUGCGUUCGGAGUACUUCAGUAACGCUUCAAUUUUUGCUAAAACAGCUCUUUCGACGGCGAUCUUAUUUCUCGAGAUGCUUCGUCGAUUCAUUUGGAAUUUCUUGCGAUUGGAAAAUGAACACUUCAAUAAUUGUGGUGAGUUUCGUACCGUCCGGACAAAGAUCUUAGAAAAAAGAAUAAACUUUCUGUAG